GGCUGAUCGAAGAUCCAGGUUGUGGGUUGUGUGUCUUGUUGGUCGCGGUGAAUUUUGUGGAUUGUUCCUGCACCUAGCCUUUUCUCCCAUACUACUGAUAGAAAUGGAAUCCACACCCAAGUCUUCGCGGAAAGAGUCUGAUAAUUCUUUCCAGAAUUAUGAUGGCUUUUCAGACAUACCGCCAGCGCUUGAUUUCCAGACGUUCCAAAACGGUUCGUACGGCUAUACAACCGACGGAUACCCACAGGGACAGUACAUGCCAGCAAAUCCGUACGGCGGUAACCCAGGGACGCCGAUCAUCUUUACACCAUCUUCCUACGAUCAGCCUUUUUCCGCCACUUCUACGCACGAUGGAGACUCUGAGUUUGAUGAACCACCCUUGCUGGAUGAACUGGAAAUCUAUCCGCGACGUAUAUUGGAAAAAUCGCUCGCCGUUCUGAAGCUCUUCCACACCAACGGCAUAAAUGAAACGUCAGACUACUGGUUCAAGGAAACUGAUUUGGCGGGACCGAUCUUUUUCUGUCUUAUAUUAGCUGCCUGCCUUUCCAUAUCGGCCAGUAAAGCCCAGUUUGGGUACAUUUACGGUUUAUCCGCGAUAUCGGUGAUGGUCAUGUACUGCUUGAUAUAUCUGAUGGGUCACAAACCUGAAUCGUUCGUUUCAUUGGCCGGAGUUGCUAGCGUGCUGGGAUACAGCAUGCUGCCGAUCGUUGGGCUCUCUAUCGUGGCAGUCAUAUUCUCCAUGAACAACCUGUACGGUAUGGUGGUCGCUGGGCUGGUAAUUCUAGUGGCAUCGAUGAGUGCCAGCCGAUUUUUCUGCAUGAUGACGGGUAAUCCACAUCAACGAUACUUGCUCGCUUAUCCUUGCGCUUUGCUCUAUGCUAUGUUUACGCUACUAGUUCUCUUUUAAAACGAUUUGCAUGUUUUUCUUAUGUGUAUAUAAAUUAAAGUAUGGCUAAAUUCUCCAACCAAAAUGUGCAUUCUCAGGAACGGUUUGGCACUCUAAUUAUUCACUUAUUUGGUCAAAUGUUCAGCAGAUAGCGUUUGAUUAAAGCAUCGGAGAAUAAACGUUUAGUGUUGCUGGGAAGAUUUGAGAAUACAAGAAGCGCAUGAGAGUUUAAAGAAAUAAAAUAAGCAUUCAAAGUAUUGAGCAUUAAAACAAAGAAAAGCUUG
Messenger RNA from Anopheles darlingi, 1170 nucleotides. It is a transcript of the gene Yip1d1, whose product is annotated as protein YIPF5. Gene Ontology annotation, biological process: endoplasmic reticulum to Golgi vesicle-mediated transport; vesicle fusion with Golgi apparatus. Gene Ontology annotation, cellular component: trans-Golgi network. NCBI's taxonomy places the organism in Eukaryota, Metazoa, Arthropoda, Insecta, Diptera, Culicidae. The record is from RefSeq and is a predicted model, not a curated record. The coding region runs from base 104 to 907 and encodes 267 amino acids. The transcript has 2 exons.